AUGAAAACAGGUGCAAAGGCCAACCAUAAACGAAAAUUCCAAAUAGACAGAGCACAAGGAAACAAAACGCGGAAGUGAAAAGUGAAAUUUUAAAAGUGCUCAUAAUUUGAAAAUUUUAUACAAAAAAGUAGUAAAAUCAAAAUUAAACCAACGACAAAAGCAUAAAUGGAAGUUCAGUGAAUUGAAAGCAACAAAUUUGGAAUCGUGUAACACAAAGUGCAACCAACAUUCAAUCUAAAAAUAAUAAUUGAAGUGCAUCAAACAAAAGAAAAAAGAACGUGUUCUUUCCAUCUCAUAAAGUGGCAAACAAUAUAAGGAAAAUAUGCCCUUCAAAUGGAGCCCCCCACAACGUAAGCGAACACUUACCAAGGGGGGCUCCAACACCUCACUCUCCCCCACAAGUUCAACGCUACUAACGUCUAGUAGUGCCGCCACAAUGGAUAUCUCGGCUUCCGUUACUCCAACAAAGGCCACCGGAUCCAGUAACAUCCCACAGAAUCUCGACUAUAAAUCUUUUCAACUACAAAAACAGCAAACAGAAAAACAUCAACAUCAACACACCUCAGCACCAAUGAAAUUGAGCAGCGCAAAAAAUUCAUUUAAACGUUCAGCUACACACGAAAGCACGCACUCUUCAAUGCAAUCGCUUUACUCAACAAAUUCAACGAAUGCACUGCUAACAAGUCGCGCUGUCGAUGACGAUGAUGAUAAUGAUAAUGAUGGUGUUUAUGGACUUUACCAUAAAUAUGGCCACCAACAUCAGCAUCACCACCACCACCAUCAUGGACUACAUACGCAUGCACAUGUAGUCGGUCGAAGUUGUGGCGGCGGUGGUGGUGGUGGUGGUGUAGGUGUAGGUGUAGGUGGAAGUGAUGGUGGCGGUGGCAGCAGAUUAAGUGGCGCAUCUUCGAAACGUAGCGGCAAGAAACCGAACUGGGGUUCACGUGAACGUGCGGGCAUGAGUUUCCUCAUUGUCAUUGCAUUCUUUGCCAUCUUCGGAUUGAUCGUGCUGAUGGAGCUGUUCAUGAUCGACGACCGUUCGCCCACAGGGAUGAUGGCAGUACGCCAUGGCAAUAACUAUGGCUCACGUUCGAGUGAUUCAAUGCCGGAUUAUGAUAAUGUGAAGGAUGACUAUGAUUUACUGGAUGAAAGCCUUUUGAGUGAUAGUAAAUUAGGAUUUGUACAGUUUCGUGAUAACAAAUUAAAAAUUCAAGAUGCCGAUAGCGAUGCAAACGGACGCGUGGCGGGUGUACUACUCAAUUCCGGCAGUGCUUCCGCCAUGCCACCACGUGGCGGUGCUGGCGCUAAUGCUGUGGAUAGCGGUGCACCGGGGCCAGCAGUUGUACGCGCGGGCGGCAUGGGCACACCGCUUAUACCCUGGGGCAAGAUAUUGCCCGCGAAAGUGGAGGAGACACUGCCACACUUUCCGAUUGGCGUACAGCCAAACGAUGGCGCUUGGCAGGUUGUCAACGGCACACGUUUCAAGUUCUUCGUCUUUUCGGCCUAUUAUGAUCGACGUGAUGGCGCGAAAUUGGUGCGCGUCAUAGGCGCAACCAAGACACGUACACCGGAGCGGGUGUGGUGUCGCUUUUGGUAUCACACACAACAGCUGAAGCAGCAACAGCAACAGCAACAACAUAUGCCGAGUUAUACGUCAGCAACUGUAAUGGCGCGCGUAAAGGUUAUACGCGAAAAUUGGAACCUCAAAUACAGCGCCGUAUUUGUGCUUUGUCCAGUGCGUCCCGCCGAGCUGGAAGUGCCGCAUUAUGUCAGCAUUGUGGCACGUUUACGCGCCCCACCAGGUAAUCUGCUGCUAUUACGUAACACCGAUUGGGACACAGACUUUGCACAUCUCCGCACGCCACCAUUGACAGCCAAUAUGAGCAGCCACUCGGCGCAAACUAAUGCAACUACCACGCGACAGCAGUUGCUGAGGCAACACCAACACCAACAGCAGCAGCAGCAGCAGCACAUUCGUGCUACAAUGUCACCAGCGGGCGCACAAUAUUUGCCGUUCGGUUUGCCCACCGAUGAGCAGAUACCAGAUAAAAUCGCCGUCUGUGUGAAACCCUUCCAUUUCAAUUAUGAUCAGGCUCUGUACUUAAUGGAGUUUCUCGAGUUUUACGCUCUAAUGGGCGUUGCCCACUUCACAUUCUACAAUCACACUCUGGGACCGCAUGCCACUUGUGUGUUGCAACACUACAUCGACGGUGAUAUACCGAACACUUCGAACGCUUGGGAUGUGGAUUUGGCCGAGGUGAUGGGGAAAGGUGUGUCGAUAAUGGGGCAGGAUGCUGCUAAAGUCGAUGCUGUGCUUAGUGGUUACUACAAUCUUAACAACAACAACAACAACAACAACAACAUUAACAACAAUAAUAAGAACAACAACUAUGGUAACAGCAUCUACCACAAAAUCAACAGUUUGAGUGGCAAUCAGACUGCGGGCGCCACAGGUUCAAUUUCCAGCAUAAACACACAACAUACAACAACAGCAACAACGUUUGAAAGUGAAGUAACCGGUGCAUUGCAACCACCACCGCCGCCACCACCACCACCGCAGCUGCCACCAAAACCACCAUUACCGCCGACAUUGCCACCGGUGAAGCGUUACAAAAGUACACACUAUGCUAAGCCAACGAUUAACAUCCUGCCAUGGAAUUUGCGUAUGCGCUCACAAAAGGAAAUACGCACAGAGGGUCUGUUUGCGGCACUCAACGAUUGCCUCUACCGCACUAUGCAUCGCUACCGUUAUUUAGCGAUGGUGGAUUUGGAUGAAUUCAUUGUGCCACGCCACAACGAUACGCUCAACGAAUUAAUUAACUCGCUCAAUCAUCGCUUCCGUUAUCGCAAUCUUGGCGCUUACUCCUUUCAAAAUGCUUUCUUCUAUCUACAAUUCCCCGAUGAUCCUCUGGUGACGCAAGUACACAAUCAACCUUCACAGCAGCAACAACCGUACGCCCACAAAAACCCUACACUGCGCGCUUCCUUGGUGACACAACGAAAGACACGCAGACGACUUAAACUUCAUCCGCAAAAGCAACGUUCUAAAUAUAUUUGUAAGCCUGAGUCGGUCAUCGAAGCUGGCAAUCAUUUUGUGUGGGAAUUUUCGCCAGCAAAGGGAUCAUUAAAUGUACCACCAACUGAUGGUAUACUACAACAUUAUCGGGUCUGUGAAUUCGGUGGCAAUGAUUGCAUAAAGGCUCCCUCGGUGGUCGAUCGAACAGCCACAAAGUAUGUAAAUCGCUUGGUCGAGCGCGUCGAACUUGUUUAUAAACAUUUGAGACAACGUUGCGAUCUACCAGCGUUGCCAAAUGAAUCUACGCAAGAACAAAAACAACAGGAGCAGCAGCAACAACAACAGCAACAACGAAGACAGCAAUCACAAAGUACAGCAAAUAAAAGCGAUGAUGAGCGCAUAAAAACAUUAGUGAACGUCAAAUCGAAACGAGACAACGAUCGUGAGAAUAGCGGUAAUACUAGAAACAGUGCAACGAUGAUAAAUAAGGCGACGAAUGCGCUAAAUAACGGUAACAGCAUCGAUCCAACGGCAAGUCCGGCGCAUGGUGAAUACAAAGUAAAACGAAAGAAGCGUAAAGUGGUGGUGUUUGAGCAGGACGAAGAGGGGCUGCCGAUAGCGCGCCUGGAGUAUGUGGAUACUUAAAAGGGGGUGGCGGAGCAGGAGUAGGGAGUUGGCAGUAGAAAGCAAAGUAUUGCCAACGUAUUGAAUUUUACUGGAAGAGUUAAGAGUUGAGUUUGCAUUUAGCUAUAUACAUACAUAUAAACAUAUUGAAAAAGAGAAUUCAAAGGCAAGCUAAAAUUUGGGACAUAAGUAUUGCUUGAUCUUUGAGUCUUUUAAUAUUUUCAUUAAAAAUAUUUAUA
Molecule: messenger RNA, 3879 nt
Organism: Rhagoletis pomonella (apple maggot)
Lineage: Eukaryota; Metazoa; Arthropoda; Insecta; Diptera; Tephritidae
Exons: 11
Coding region: 323-3661 (1112 amino acids)
Source: RefSeq, a predicted model, not a curated record